AUGGCUCUCAACUCCGCAUGCACGACAGAAGCCGUGGCUUCAUAUCACGGGCUCGUCAAUGGCCUCCGACAAGCUAAGGUCCGGGCCUUCGUACCGCUGUAUGUCGUCGGGGACAACAAGGCGGUUAUAAACCAGCUUCGAGUGCGUCGGUCACCAGUCCGGCCCAGGCUCUCAACUCUUUACCAGGAGGGUCAAGAGAUCGCAGAUGCUCUUUAUGUGGUUAGCUGGAGCCACUACUCCCACGAGCACAACCUUAUGGCUGCCGGUGCAGCUACUGCUGCGGCUGCAAAUGUGGAAGCCUUAGGGAGACGCACUCUCCAUACUGGGCCUUUCGCUUGCUCUGUUCGAGUGAGCAUGGACAACGAUAUCAACCACUGGUGCGAAAUGUCGCUAUCAGCAGAAUUGGAGAUUCAGUUAGGGUCUCCUGUGCCGCUUGCACGUCGUGCGCCUCCUACCUGGUCUCCUGAACAGCACGCCUCUGCCCUACACGGACGAACUCGGGAUUAG
This is a messenger RNA of Peronospora matthiolae, 507 nucleotides long. The record is from the annotation of a GenBank genome assembly. Lineage: Eukaryota; Oomycota; Peronosporomycetes; Peronosporales; Peronosporaceae.